AACACAGUCGUCCAAUCACAAAAUAAGUCGAAGGGGGAUUUUUGCUCUAUAUUUGUCUCAGAACUUCAAGUCCAGCGGUGUUCUGAAUGAGGCUUGUCACCCCAGCGUGGUUGAGACAUGGCAGAAGAUCCAUUGAAGAGCGAUGCCUCGGCUGGGGAGGGGGACACCGAGCCCAGCAUGCUGCUGCAGAAACUUAAGAGCAACAUUUCUAAAAAUGUGCAGAGUAAAGUGGACAAAAUUUUGGAAGAUGUGCAGCGUUUCUCUGAUAAUGAUAAGCUCUACCUUUAUCUUCAACUACCCUCAGGUCCAAGUGCAGGAGAGAAGAGUGGUGAUUCUAACUCGGUCAACACGGCCGACCAGCUUCACACCUGCAACUGGAUACGUAGCCACUUGGAAGAACAUCCUGACACCUGCCUGCCUAAACAAGAUGUUUACGAGACAUACCGGAAGCACUGUGACAACCUACAGCAUCAGCCUCUGAGUCCAGCAAACUUUGGCAAAAUCAUCCGCGACAUCUUCCCUAACAUUAAAGCACGAAGAUUGGGUGGAAGAGGACAAUCCAAAUACUGCUAUAGUGGAAUCCGUAGAAAAACCGUGCUAAACAUGCCAUUACUGCCCAACCUCGACCUCAAGAAUGACCCGUCUGAGCUGACAGAACUGGUGCAGACCUACAAGCAAGAGGUCACUGAAGCUGCUUGUGAGCUCAUCUGUGACUGGGCCCAGAAGAUUCUCAAGCGUUCUUUUGACACAGUGGUGGAGAUCGCACGCUUCCUUGUACAAGAGCACAUUGUUAACCCACGCUGCAGCCAAGCCGAGCUUGUCACCUCAGCCGCUCUUGCAGGAGGAACUUCUAAACCUCAUAAGGUGAUUAAAAAGACGCCAGCAACAUCUCGAACAGGAGCAGAGGAAGAAAGCGGCAGCGUGGAAAAUAAGCAAAAGGAGAAAGAUGGUGUUGAACAACCUCCAGCUAACAAACAGCCGGUCAGUGAUAAACCACCCAACAAGGUUGAAUCUGCUCGUAUGGAGGCCUGCAUGAAAAAGUUUCACCAAAUCCUUCCCAGAGGCUCUAUCCCCGAGAAAACAUCACCGACGUGUCUCGCUCCCUCCGACUCGGGCAAUGUCCAGGUCACUUUGCCCAUAACUGUUGCAACCAUACCGUCCCAGGCAGGCGCUACAGUCCCGUUCAUGGUCACAGUCGCAACCUCUGCUGCCCCAACCCCGGUUGGCCCCAGAGCCCGACCACCUGCUACUAAAAGAGGCCCUGAUCCCUCAGCAUCAGCCCCUGGGUUGGGCGCUGUUCCCAUGAAACGUAAAAGAGGACGACCCAGGAAGCAAAGACCGGAAGAUGCAGUACCACAAGUACAACUAGGCCAACCGUCGAAUCCUAAUCCAGCUUUGCUCACGGGAGGAGUGAUCCAAAAGGCCAUGUCUUCCUGUGCACACGCUCAUCCUUCACAGUUACUGGAAUUCAUGAUCCAGGACCAGCAAAGCCUGGUGCUCAGUCAACUUCCUGCUGUACAGGAAGUGACAGACGCUGAGCGAAGGGUCGUGUUGGGGCACUGUCAGGCUGCCCCUGAACCAGAGAAUCAUCAAUCUGUUGUGAUAUUGCCGGGGCCCAACCAGCCCAGCUACGAGUUGAGCCGGGGCGUGGUCAUAAAGCGAGCGCCGCUGUCCAGAGAGGGAAGGCCUGUUAGUCAAGAAGCCGUGUUGCACCUUCCGCCACCGACAAUAGUAGGGGACAGAGGUGAAGUGGAAAUAACUCUGACUCCUGUGGAGGACGAUUCCAUGCUCAACUCAACGGGCAUCUCCAGCUCCUUUGGCUCCCCGUAUGGAGAAACCUUAAAACCGGACACCCCAUAGCAGCAGCACACCGGCCACAUACUUCUCAUCUGAGACAUCAAGAUUGCCUUUCCAGAGCUUCUGUGAAUUGCAAACUAGCUUGAGAUCAAAAUGAGGUUUACCACGAUUGAUCUGCCAUUCAAAGGGUGUCUAAAACAAUAUUGAGUACGAUCUGUCAUUGUUGCAGUGGACAGUUGUGCUUCAACCAAACGCCUUUAACCGGAACUACACUCUCGAUAUUUUAAUAAUAUUAGCUUCAAAAAGAAGUACAUUAGUGUGUUAUUUCUGUGCAACCAAACAAAAUUACAAAGGUAAUGAUUGUUGCCAAACAGGUGUCAAACUCUCCCUCUAUCACUCAUUGGUUGGACAAAAGAAAGUCCGGCUGGUGCAGAAAUGACACACUUGACCUUUAAGAGAUUAUGAAUUGUAUAUUCAAGUGGCCUAAACUAUUAGAACAAAUGAUUUGACUGUUUCUAAGAUGGUGAAGUCACAUAAGUUUAACAUAUUAGUCAAAUUGUAGUUGAAAAGGACUGAUAUUCUCAUAUAUAACAGUUGGAUCUGCUCCAGCUCUGACGUGUAAAUCGAAUAGGAGUGACGUUUAAAAGAGGUCAUUCAUCAGAGUUAACAAGGAACUGCUUACCGUCUGUUGAUGCCGUUCGUCCCCUGUGCCAUAAGAAGGCAGUCGUCUUUUAUUGCUCUUACCGUCUUUGCAUGGUCGUGUUUGUGAACAUGAAUUGAGACAUUCGAGUGCGUUUCUAGCUGUUCAGAUAACUAAGAGUGGUAUUACGGGUUUGUAACUUCAGGGUUCUAAAAGCUUACGACGACCAUAAGUCCCUCCCUCACCUAAUAUUUACACAUUCAGUUUUUAACUAUAAUUUAUGUCAUAUAUAACAGAUAUAUCAAACCUCUGAAGUAACACAACGUGGGGGUCAAGAAAACAAAGACCUCUUUAAGUCCCUUUAAAAUAUGCAAAUAAAACUGGGGUUUAGGGCUGGUAAACGAUUUAUCACAAUUAAACACAUCUAGAAGAAAAGUUUGUGUUAACGUCAUCCAUGUCUUUGUACUGUGCAUAUUAAUGUUGUAUUUAUAAAGACAUACACAUACAUGCAUAUCUUGAAAAAUAUAAAACAUUUAAAAAUGAAUUAACAUUUAUAUAUAAUUACAAUUAUUGUUAAAAAUAAUGUAAAUAUGUAUACACAUACGUGUAUGUUUUAAUAAAUACAAAAUUAAUUUGCACCGUACACAGAUAUAUAUUUUGUAAACACAAACGUUUAUUCUGGAUGUAAUUGAUCGGGAUAAAUCGUUUGACAACCCUACUGUGGUUUUAGGAUUCCUUUCAAAAGCACCUGCGUCAAAGUCUGACCAGUUCACUGACCAGUUUAAGCAACAAAAUUGAGCACUUAACAGAUGUAAAUAGUUUAUCAGUAAGCCUGAAAGGAUAUCAGAGUAAGUGAAGCAUACAAGAACGAAUUUGAAAUGUUUUAUUUUCUAAUUGUUGCAAAUGUACAGCCAUCGUCACAAUAUUGCUACUAUGAAAUAUUCUUAUUAUUAGUUAUUAGAAAAGUGUGCACUGGCACCCUAAAAGCAUGUGCAAAAUUAUAAGAAAACAUUUGAUGAAUUUAUGAAAUUUGAUGAUUUUAAAUUCAAGCUGGAAUAUGUGCUAAAUAUUUAUCUAUACAAAUUUUACAGAGAUUAAGCCUCAACAACCUGUUUUCAGUUUAAAUUUAAAGGAGAAUUCUCCCCCGUUUUAAAUAGCUUUAAACGAUUAUUGUAUUCGUUUGUUUUGCACACCGUAGCCAGAAGCCUACUUUUAUGUUACUUUGAACUGCUGAAGUUAAAAAUGUGAGGAAAAAAACGUAAUAUACAGCUUAUAUUUACUAAAUAAUAAUAUAAAAGAAUAUACAUUCUUUUAAAGCAGUUUUUGGUGCAUUUUGACAAAGGUUGUUGAUGGUUAAAAGGCGUUUUUAAAGGCACUUAACAUAUAAAGCAACUCCGAUUAUGUAUGAAGAGAUUUAGAGUCAGAUGUUAAUAUUUAUUGAAAUGCUGUAGUCAAAUAUGCGAGAUGGUAAAUGAGUAUGGGUGAUCAUUUUACUGUCGAGUAACGGUGCUUUAAAAAAGCUAAACGGGUUGAUGGUGCUGAUUUUGGGUUGAAUGGUGGGGUACUUACGGUCUCUGUGCAUCAGCGGCAGAGCGGCUGUCAGACAGUCUGCUGCAUCACUAUCAAUCACAUUUAGGCUUGUGAAAUGAUGUGCCGUAUAUUGAAGAGGCAAAAUCUACAAUUCUGGACACGUGUUGUUUUUACAGUAAAUUGUGAAAAAGUUCAUUAUAUUUCCAUUUAGUUUCAUUCGUUGACCUUAAUUUUCUUAUUUCAGAUUUAUUUUUCCACUAAGAGGCAGUGCACAGUUAACCUGCAAUGUUACAAAUCAAACUUCUGCAUAAUAAUGUUAAUGUUUAUGUCAAUGUUCAGACUAAAACCUUUCACAGACAAAGCAAAUUACACGAAUAACCUAAAUCAUUUGAAUUGCUGCUUAAUUUAUGAGAUUACAUUCAAAUCAUAAAUGAGAAAUAUAAUGAAUGCGAAUCAUCGCAUCUGGCUCAAAGCAGCAGUUUGUUAUGCUCCACAAAAGAAGUUAAUAAGUGUUCAAGCAUUGAAAGCAGUUUAAUGUUUCCCAGUGAAUAACCUUUAGAAUAGGCAAGCAAAUUAUUAUUUAUGUCCAUUAAUGCUUUAAUAUUAAUAACCUCCUUAUUGUCCAUCAACAUUUUUAUUAUUUGCAAGUACACAUGACACCACAGAAAUGUAAAAUGUUAAUUACAACAUAGUGCCUCAUACAAACCACUGUGCUCUGUAAAUAUCCAUUCUUCUUUGCAUUAUUUAUAAUGUCGGGUUUUAGCUCUGAAGCUCUGAGUGGUUUUUGUGUUUACUCUUUGGUUCAAACUGUUGCCCCAAAAAUAGGAAAACCAAAACGACCCGCUGUGUCAAAGGGACGAUUGUGUGUUGGUCAUUCUUAUGUUGUGACAAAAUCUAAAGCUGCCAAACAAGACUUGUGUAGUACUGUUAAACAGCAUAAAUCCUGUUUUGUUUUAGAUUGACUUAGUGGAAAUAUCUGUUCAUAUGUUGUGAGUGUCAGUAAUAUACCAUGAGUUGACCUGUCAUUUGUACCACAGACAUCUAAUAUGUCUAUUGCUUUUUUCGGAUUACUGCUCAGUCCAUGCAUGGUUUGUGUUUUGAGUACACUUUAAAAAAGUUGUUAUAAUGUCAUACAAAUGUCUGGCUGGAUUUGAAGUUAUGCCAUUUCUCUAAAAAAAGAUGAAAUCUCUGGUGUUUGUUUGCACUUUAAUUUUCUUAACGGAAAGCACACGGGGGAAAAGAAUAAAUGCAGCACCUAAUAUGUUGUUUGUUUUUGUACUUGCGUUCAUAAAGUUUCUUCUGUAUUUUCUGUUUUACAUGUUUGAACUGUAAAAAGAAUCUUCCAUUUGAAAAAAACAAUCUCUGACUGUGAGCACAUUUUCAUAAAUCAGCACUAAUAAAAAGCUAUGUAUAACGUGUUUCUUUA
Triplophysa dalaica is the source of this 5393-nucleotide messenger RNA. Its product is annotated as DNA-binding protein RFX5-like. The record is from RefSeq and is a predicted model, not a curated record. NCBI's taxonomy places the organism in Eukaryota, Metazoa, Chordata, Actinopteri, Cypriniformes, Nemacheilidae. Gene Ontology annotation, biological process: regulation of transcription by RNA polymerase II. Bases 118 to 1860 code for a protein of 580 amino acids. The transcript is spliced from 10 exons. Gene Ontology annotation, molecular function: DNA-binding transcription factor activity, RNA polymerase II-specific; RNA polymerase II cis-regulatory region sequence-specific DNA binding.